CCGGUCGUUGAAUGGAGCGGGUGUGGAGACGCGUACAAGGUGCCGGGCGUCGCGGUGCCGCAGCUCGCUGUGGCUGCCCUGUACAGCCGUGUCAGCUGCACGUGGAUCAACGCGCGAAACGCGGUGGCGGACGAAAAUCUCGCGGCGGGCCACAGACGAUCGUGUGUGGUUGUCAGGUGCAGCCAUGCCCAGUGCAUCCGGUACUGAUUAGGGUUCGUCGUACCCGACCCGCGGUUCCCAACUGUGACUGUCCACCGGAAUCCCAGCCGUGCCCGCACGCACCGCGUACGUCGGCUGUGCGAAGGAUUCGAAGAUGCGACUGUCCGGAGCGGCCCUGUCGACAUUUCGCUCUCAGUGGUGGCACACGACAUCGAGUGCUGGUGCAAGCGUCUUCACCCACUUUCUCCCAGGCGAGCCAGUCGAAUCAACAACAACAGCAGCAGCAGCAGCCGUGCGAGUGCGUCGACAGAGCAAACUGCACUCACACAGGGGGUGGCGAGUGCGAGUGCGGGGAAGAAGUGAAACCGUGUUCGCACACGGCCAGGCAACGCCGGUCGCGUCGCGCGUGCGAUUGCAGCGGGAGCGGGUCGCAACCGUGCACGCAUAAGCCACAGCACGAGGGCAGGAUAAAGCGUGUUAAGUGCCGCGUGAGGCGCGCCGGUUGCGCUAUGGCCAGGUGCACCGCAGAACUCGCGAUGCUGCACCUGCACUGGGGUCUCGCCACCGAAUGUGCGCCCUGCAGACCGCGCGCACUCACGCGACGGCUCUGCAGGAGGCAGCAAAGCGACAACGAGCUCUACAGAAGCAACAGCUUCAAGUUCGAGCGAUUCGAAAGGAGCAAGGACGAGUGCACCACACCGCUGCGGAAACAGCACGACGUGGUGCUUUCUGUUAGUGGAUGCCCUAUCUUAAUUAAUUACUGCGUGCCAGGAAGAACUUAA
This is a messenger RNA of Ceratina calcarata, 941 nucleotides long. RefSeq lists its product as uncharacterized. The transcript has 3 exons. Lineage: Eukaryota; Metazoa; Arthropoda; Insecta; Hymenoptera; Apidae. The record is from RefSeq and is a predicted model, not a curated record. Bases 12 to 941 code for a protein of 309 amino acids.